AUGGUGUCCAGGAAAACCAGAGUAUUCAGUUCUGCUUCUGGCUUUCUAGGAGACCUGGGCAACAGGCAACCAGUGCUCACUGAAUCCGUGGAUGAAGUCCUGUGCUCAGGCCACAGACCCCGCCUGCAGCCGGACGGGGACCAAAGUCUUCUUGGUGGAAGCUUCUACCUGCAUAUUCGACUGUUUCUGGCAACACUGAACACAUCCACUGCUGAAGGAAUAACACACUGCAGCCAGCAUCUGGCCCCGGGCGCCUGCUGCCCUGGGGUCAAGAGUUCUGGGACACAUGGCUCUGGAGUUCAGGAUUCUGGAGCCCAUGUUCCUCUGCACAGGGUCCGAGGAGGUUCUGUAUCGUUUAAUGUGACCAGGAAGCAAGAAGCUCACCUGGAGGAGGUCACAUGGGGCUUUGGCCCUGACUCAAACUACAGAGUCCUGCUGCGAGUCAGUGCUGGGGCAGAUGCUCCCACUUGGGUCAGCCUGCAGGAUAAGUAUCAGCAGAGGGUCCAUGUGCCCAGCAUCUUGUCCCUGAAUAUUGAGAACCUGACCUCUGAGGACAGUGGACUGUACCGGGCUCGAGCCAGCUUCACUGGAGGAAUAGAACUUAACCAAGUUUUCCCCCUUACUGUCUAUGAGCCGGUGCCCCUUCCCCAGAUCCUGUCCAAGUUACUGUCCAUCACACCAGGCUGGUGCAAUGUCACCCUGGAGUGCAGAGCCUCAGGGGCCACAGAGGACCUGAAGGUGACCUGGCAGAGCAAGGGCCUCCCCAGGGAGCUGGAGCAGAGCGUGACACUGGGACCAGCCCCCAACUCCUGGACCCUGCCUGUGAACCUGCCCCUGAGGCAGCCCAGUGCCAGAUUCACCUGUGUGGUCAGCAACCAGGUGGACCAGAAAACUGCCACCUUAGACCUUGGGGAAGUCUGUGUCCAUGAUUCACAAGGACAGGUCCGUGCUGACCCCCUGCCAGGCAUCCUAGGGGCUGUCGUGGCUGUGCUGUUGAUCCUUGGAGGAGGACUGUACCUUUGGAAGACACGUGAGAAGAAGAAGAAAAUGGAGACUGGAAGAGGUACAGAAUUGCAGGAGGACUACAGGGACAAUGAUAGCGGCAUCCAGUACGCAGAGCUGAGCCAGCAGGAGUCUCGAAAGGGCACACGCAAGGGUAUUGGUGAGCGACAUUUAGAAGAAAAGGAGCCUGUUAAUACUGUCUACAGUGAGGUCCAUAAGCCAGAAAGUGAAGCCAUGAAGAUAAUUUAAUUGGAGGAGGUAGGAGAACUGGAACUCCUAGGACACCUCCACUCGGAGCUUGAUCCUUGCAGACACCUGCACCUCUCAGCUCUGGUCCAGCUCCAGCUGCCCUGGUCUGUGUUACUUUGACCCUCCUGCCCUCAACUCCCUGGGCAUACAUGGCCUUGUCAUAUCCCCUGUCACCUCUCCAAGCUGCCUUCCCACUCAGGAUCCUCACCCUGCAAGAUGAGGGCUCUUUUUCCAUCAUUAACUCAUAUCCUGACCACUCUCCUCCUGAAGCUUCCCAAAGAGAACCUUCCUGCACAGGAUAAUUCACACAGCCUCUGCUGUGUGGCUGGUAUAUGUCUUUCUGAGAACACAGCCCAGGCAUGGGGACUACGUAGAAGAUAUUGACCACGCCGCAGAAGAAGGGGUUAGGACCUUGAUGCUGGAAACUGAGUUGGGGGUCCGUGGAGGCAGCAUGGGUAGGUGGGAUCCCACAGAGGGCUGGCCUGAGGCUUCCUUUGCACCCUGUAUAGGGCAAAAGGUUUGUGUCGAGCGGUGUGUUUGUGUGUGUGUCUGUGUGUAUGUUGGGGGAGUAUCUGGUGUAUAUUAUACAUUGGGCCACAGCCCUUUUCUCUGACCACUAGUACUAACCUCAGUUUCAGCUCGUAGACCUCAAAUCCACCUCUUGUGGAGUGGGCAAAGGAAUUUGUACUGUUUCUGGACCUUCUGAGACUUCUGUUUCUCAGAGAGGGACCCAAGUUGGGACUUGUGUUCUUAGGAAAGCAGCUUCAGCCCUUCCUUGUCUGGGGUAGGGGUACUUGGUCAUUAGAAUGGAAGUGCAGUAUGUCUCUCCCACCUCCCCUUGACGAGGCUGCUAUGAGGGGUGAGGGGUGAGGCUUGUAGGAAGGUCUGAGCCAACCCUCUCCUGCCUCUUCUACUGACCCUCAGCACCCCACAGCCCUGCUGGCCUCGGAUCCUAGGUCAGCCUCCUCUUUGCUCACUCACAUCCCUCGGCCUGAAAUGAUGGCUCCCUUUCCCUAUCCCUUCCUCCCAUCCCUGUGUAUUGGAAUCCUACCAUUCCAACCCCAAACCCCCUUCCAAGUCACAUGUUCUACAUGUUCCCAUAGGUUUGAAAAUAGUCUCUUCUCCCACACCUGUCCUUUUCAGACAACUUGGACAUAAUCAAGGCCCCUGCCGUAGGUUUGCUUUGGGUUGGUCAUGAGUCUUCCCUGCUAGCCUCACCUGGGGCUCCCUCAGGAGGGUGUUGGGGCUUUAGGGGGCCGGUGCCAAGGAGACAAGCACCUCUCUCUGUGAAGUGUCUGAGCUACCCUUACUCCCAACUCCCACAGAGAGUUGGGAGCAGACAAGACCCAGAGCACAGAGGCUGCUGAAGGUCUUUCUGGUAGUGACUCCACAAGGAAGCAAAGAGGACAUGAUGAACUCCAAUGACACUGCCUGGUUUCCCCAACCCACAUCCAGCUUCACGUUGCCUGAGGACCUAAUGUAGCCUGCACUGUAUUGUUGGAAGCUUCUCCUCUCCCUGGGGGUCCUCACCUCCUCAAAGCCUCCGCCUCCUGCCUUGAGUCCCAGCUCUUGAAUCAGAGAGGGACUCACUCUGAUACUAUGAUCUGUGGUUCUUUGUCUGCUGGCCUAGAUUCCUGGGCCUCUUGGUGCCCCUCCCAGCUCAGCAAGCUCAGCUGCUUCACUUCUGACCUCAGAAAACCAAGUUCUGAGCUAAAGGACUGAGCGUUUUGCUAGGAUCCUGCUAGAUGGUGCAUGAAUAAGAGAGGAGCAGAGUUUCCAUAAUAAGGCUCUUUCUAACCUCUUUCUGCUCAGGCUGAACAGAAGGCUGAGAAGGAAAAAGAUGACAUCUCUCACUGGCAUCCCAGGUGACCGGUCAUGGCUGGGUAUCAGUGCCCAUCAGUCCAGAAGCACUGUAAGAUGUGACCACCCAUUGACCCCUCCCCUCCCACCUAAAGCAGAAGAGAAAGAAAAAUGAAAGAGGAAGGGAACUUGACUUUCCAAGCCUAUCAUGAACCAGGUUUUGUCCCAGGCAUUUUAUAAAUAUCAUUUCUUCUUAUUCUUAUAAGAACUCUCUAGGGUAGGUAUUACUUAUCCCCAUUUUGCAGGACAAGUAAACAAUGUCCCAAAAUAGUUGGUGGCAGAGCAAAGCCUUAAAUCCGACACUGGACAAUUCCAGCAUUCAUAUCUUAUCCUUUGCCACAUGGUCACUGAAGACCUCGUAAUCCUGGAGUAUUCAGAGGAGAAUAUCCUCCAUCUGUUCCUCUUCCAAGGAUCCCGGUCUUCUGACUCAGGUGCCCCAACUUGGAAUGAGUUCAUCCUGAUGAUGGAUGGAGCAGUUGGUGGUUGAAAGAGGAAUUGUCCCUUAAGUGGACAGUGGGGUAGGAGAUAUGGGUGGGAGACAUGGAAUGAGAGACCCUGCCCUCUGGCUCAGAUGAGACAUUCAAAGCAGAGAUGCUUUGGGGCUUCCCUGGUGGCGCAGUGGUUGAGAGUCCGCCUGCAGAUGCAGGGGACACAGGUUCGUGCCCAGGUCCAGAAGGAUCCCACAUGCCGCUGAGCAGCUGGGUCCGUGAGCCAUGGCCACUGAGCCUGCGCGUCCAGAACCUGUGCUCCACAACGGGAGAGGCCACAGCAGUGAGAGGCCGCGUACCGCAAAAAAAAAAAAAAAAAAAGCAGAGAUGCUUCUUCCUCUUGGGUCUUGUGGGAGUUACUUCCUCUCAUUCAAUGUGUAUUGUGGAUUUCAGCAUCACUAUUCUCAGGCCAACUUCCUUUUCCAUUGUUAUUCAUAACUUCAUUCAACAAUUAUGUGAGGCAGAUAUCCUCAAUGUACAAAUGGAAAAUUAAAAUCCAGAGAUGUUAAGUACCCUACAGAAGUUCUCCCAAGUGUAAGUGAUGUAGGCAUAUCAGGGGAUAAUAAUUUCACACACUGUGAUUCCUUUCUCUCUAUCAUCCCAGACAUCCAGCAAGUUACUGUCUUCCAUUGGGUUAUCCUUCAUAAAGCUUCUUGUACUCCAUUCUCCUCUUAUUCUUUCAUUCCCAUCUUACACCUGCAGCUGCACCAUUUUUACAUUUCCACCAGCAAUGUAUGAGAAUUUCUCCACAUCAUCUCCAACUCUUGUUAUUUUUUGAUUGUUGCCAUCCUAGUGCUGGUGAAGUGCUAUCUCAUUGUGGUUAUGAAUUGCAUGUCUCAAAUGAUUCAUGAUGAACAUGUUUUCAUGAGCAUAUUGACCAUUUGUAUACUUUAUUUGAAGAAAUUUCUUUCUCUCUUGAAUUGUCUCUUGUCAUCCAUUGCCCCUACCUCUUUGUUGAGUCUGCUUUUGUCCAGUCACCAGGGAACUUCGUGUUGUUAAAUCCAGUGGUCAAUUCUCAAUCCUCAUUUCCCAUAACUUCUCAGCCGCAGUGGACCUAUAUUUUCUGGAAACACUGUUUUCGCUUUGCAUUCACUAUUCACAUUAUUUUCCUCCUACUGGGUGGUUGCUCCUUAAUUUCCUUUAUCAUUAUCUUUCCGAUAUCUCCAACUUCUAAAUUUUGGAAUAACCCAGGGUUCAUACCCAGACCACCCAGACCACGUCUCUUCACUGUCUACACUCAUUUCUUUUUGAUGUUAUGGCCAUGCAGUAAUCCCAUGACUACAUGACCUUAUGUGGCAAAAGGGACUUAAAGAUAUGAUCCCUCCCCUGGACUCCACAUUGUAAAUAUCCAACUGUUUACUUGACAUCUCCACUUGCGUGUAUAACAAGCAUCUCCAUCUUGACAUAUCUAAAUUCAAACUCCCCAAACAUGCUUCCUAUACAAUUUCUGAUCCCUCCAAAUGUCACCUCAACCCUUCCAUUUCUUCUGGCCACAAAACCUUGGUGUCAUCCUUGACUUCAUUAUUUUUCUCACACCCCACCCUCUAUUAGAAAAUACUGAUAUCUUUUCAUUCUAUAUAUAUUCAAAUACUUAUUUUCAUAUACCUAUAUGAAAAAAUUAUACUUAUAAUAAAAUACUUCUCACCACCUCCCUAGUCCAAUAGGGUCAUCAUUUCUCACCUGGAUUACUGCAGUAGCCUCCGAGUCUCCUACUUUUGUCUUUAAUCCUUUAAUGUCUAUUUUCAUAAUAUCACCCAGACUUAUCUUUUCAGAACCUAAGUUGAGUCACAUUACUCGUUAGCUCAGAACUACCCCAUGGGCCCACUUUAUCUGGAAGGCCCUGUAUCAGCUGACCUCAUCUCCCAUGCUCCCCUCCUUCCUAAUCCCCUCUAGGACACUGGGCUCCUUGCCAUUCCUUCGAUACUACAUGCAUGCUCCUUCCUCAAGGCCUUUGCUCUCUAGAAUUCUCUCCCUCUAGAUACCCACACGUCUCGUCCCCUCACCUCCUUCAGGUCUCUGUACAGAUGUUAACUCUUCAGUAAGACCCACCCUGACCUCCCUAUAUAAAACCGCAAACACUUCCCGGUGCUCUCCUCUCUCCUCCAUGGUCUAUUUUUCUCCAUAGUACUUUCACAAGGCUGUGUGACAGGGUACAUUUAUUCUGGGCUGUAGUUUAAAGACAGGUGGGUACUGAGGCCUCAAAGUAUAAACUGCAGUCCUAUUAUGCAAAUACCAUUAUUAUUCCCAGGAAACCACAACACUGAUAAAUUAAUGAACUUACUCAAGGUCACAUAACUAACAGGUAGCAGAGCUGGAAUUGAAAUCUUGGAGUUGGAGUCGAAAGCUCUUGACCACUGUAUACCAAUUAAAUAAAGCAUACUCUCUCCACAUGAGGGAAUACUAUUUAUGUAAUAAGGAGAAUAAGUUACAAAUUACAUCUUUAUAUAUUUGAAUGGAAAGUUGCCCAUGAAAUAUUAAAUGAGUUAUGGAGCAUGCAUAGUGUUAUCCUAUAUUGUAAAUAUAUAUAAAUAUGUUUAUGUGGGCAUAAAAUAGUCUAAAAGCUAGUAGGUUAAGAAGUUAACAAUGGUUAUCUUCUGCGGUCUCUUUUUCUGUAUCAUCAGUUUCUUUAUAACACUAAUCAAAAAAAUUACCUAUUAAAAAUUUUUAGCAGGACAGUGACAUGAUCAGAGCUGUGCUUCAGGUAGAUAAAGCCACAUAUACACCAACAGGAAGUUUAUCAUCUAAACCAGUUAACGUACUUAUGCUUAUUUUCACUUUCUUUUGUAUUGAUUGAUGCCUUCAGGAUCUUUAUUGAAAUAACCCCAAAUAUGUGUAGAUCUGUCUAUAUAGUACAGGCAAAGUGGUCUGGUUGAUCCAAAUGGACACUCCCCGUGAAUUGCUUACAAUCUGGGCUGUUCAUUAGAUCAACUGGAGAGCUUUCAGGAACAGAUACUUGGACUCUAUCCUGAAACUGGGCACCAUCUAUAUUUUUUAAAAACUCAAUAGAUGAUUCUGAUUCGUGAUCAGGCUUGAGAACUGAAACCUUGGGCCUACAUGAACUCUUCAUAAAAUCCAAAUGGGAAUGUACAUGGCAAAGAAAGGCUGUGAGUUUGUCUUCCAAGAUGCUUCUCAGCGUGUGCUAGUAUGUUAUGCAGUCCAGUAAAUGUUGGUUGAGUGAAGGAAUGAGUGAAUGACAAAGCCCUACAGUUUGGCAUUACAGUUGACUCUUGAACAACGUAGGGGGCUCCCACCCCCUGAGCAGUCAAAAAUUCACAUAUAACUUUACAAUCAGCCCCCUGUAUUCAUAGUUCCACAUCCACGGGUUCAAACAUCCAUGGAUCAUACAGUACUGUUGUACACGUCUGUUGAAGAAAAUCAGCAUAUAUGCGGACCUGCGCAGUUCAAACUCAUCUGGUUCAAGGGUCAACUGUACUUUGAUGUGUUCACCAUGUGUUCAGAGUCUGACAUGUAGAUUCUUAGCCAAAACCCAGAAUCUCCAUUUCAUCCAUUGCCCUUUUGCCUUGGGGAUGCAAAAUCUUGAUAAUAAAUGUUAAAAGACACUGGUAAACAAAACCAGAAGGCUUAUUUAUUAAUUUACAGUGAGAAGUAUACUUGCUAACUGGGCUAGAUAUCCCUGUUAGCUUGACCAGGGCAUCCUCUUCCCAAAGAUAGGCCACAUUGGAAGCCGAGUUACCACUGGACUACAUGGGAAGCCCUGAGUCAGGGCAGGUAAGCAGAUGCUGCCGGAAUGGAUCCCAGUGGCCUUCUCAUCUGAGCUCUCCAUCUCCGUGGUAGGACUUCCCUGCCCAGGGCAUGGGAUUCUCCUGCCAGCCUGUUGGAGCACUUCGUUUGCCUCUGUCACUCAUCUCCCUUUACGCCCCAUUUCUUAUUAACCAUCCUUCUGAUGGACAUUCUUUCUUUGGUCACGUGCAUAUGUGAGAUUAAGACUUGCCUUGAUCUCAACUGGAAUUACUAUAUCUCUCCCGUGAUCCAGAUACAUAGUGUUUUAUUUAAUCUCCAGAAGUAAAAAAAAAAAUCCCUCCAAAACAUCUACCCUUAUUUCUGUCAUUUCCAAAUUGUAGUAGAGGGUGUGGAGGGUGAAGACACUCCCUCAAUACACCGCCUGCCACCAGGUGAGCCACCAAAUAGCUUUUGCAAAUAGACUAAAAGAGAAAAGCUAUAAACUGGUUAAUGGAAUUCUGUGGCUCUCAGGGCUGGAAACAUCACCUAAUUUAUCACUUACCCUUUCAACAAGAUCCUCUCAUAUUUAAAACAGCCAAAACAACAAUAAUAAGAAAAACUCUUAAGAGAAUAUAGUGCAUAAUUAAUGUCUAUUCAAUUUUAAAUCUUUAUUAAAUGGACAAUUUCUAGAAAAAUAUGAUUUGAUAAAAUUGAUCUACAUGUGUGUAUAAACUUUAAAAAAUGAACAUAGAAAAUAUUAUAAAACUUACAUAAGUGUUUUCUCCUUUGAUGACUUAAGAGGCAAAGCCUAUUCACAAAGCCUAAUGUGAAUUCCUCACAUCUUUAAAGAAUAGAUAAUUUUUGUGCUAGCAAAUUUUUUUUUAACAUGGCAGAAGAUAGAAAGCAUUCAUUUAUGAUUCAGAAAACUUGACAAAGCAUGAAAAAGGAAAUAAAGUCCCAACCUAGCUGUC
Molecule: messenger RNA, 8251 nt
Organism: Delphinapterus leucas (beluga whale)
Lineage: Eukaryota; Metazoa; Chordata; Mammalia; Artiodactyla; Monodontidae
Source: RefSeq, a predicted model, not a curated record